This is a messenger RNA of Saccoglossus kowalevskii, 1268 nucleotides long. RefSeq names its product sulfotransferase 1B1-like. Gene Ontology annotation, molecular function: sulfotransferase activity. Lineage: Eukaryota; Metazoa; Hemichordata; Enteropneusta; Harrimaniidae. The record is from RefSeq and is a predicted model, not a curated record.
CCGUUGGUAACUAUAGUACAGUUCAACGCAGACACAGACAACUGUAGCACUGUAGAAACGUUUUUUUUAAGUGUUUAGUAGUAAGGUGUGACUGUCGUGAUUGCAAGAAAUAAUGGGAUGUGCCGGUUCAACUCCAGUUGGUAGCAAGGGGAAAGGAACCAGUUCACAGAUGACGACUCCCCCGUGGUCUAAAACCUAUUAUAUGCAGCCUGGGUUUCUGUUACCUGUAAUUGUAAACAAAACAACCAUUGAAAAUCAAGUCAACAAUUUUGAAGUUCGUGACGAAGAUGUAUUCCUUAUUACCUACCCACAUACAGGCACGUUGUGGUUAUGUGAAAUCGUUGAAGCAAUCUUCAACGUUGAUAACCUGGCAGUACUCAAAGAACAGGACAUUGUACAGAAGAUGCCUCUGUUGGAGCUAGGUCCUGCAGAACACCCCGAUUUGAAAGUGGAUGAAAUCGACAUCCAUAAAAGCGUUAUUGAGAUGUAUCUUGACAGCCAACCAUCUCCACGUAAAAUACCCACCCAUCUGAUGCCCGAAUAUGUACCCACUCAGAUGAUGGAACGUAAACCCAAAACAAUUUUUAUGACAAGGAGUCCCAAGGAUGUCGCAGUUUCACUUCAUGCAUGGAGAGCAUUCUUGAAGUAUUUGGAACCCGUGGAAUGGAAUAAAAUGGCCGAAGAAUUUAUAAACGAAAACACCGAGUAUGGAUCGUAUUUUGAAUUUACUAAGAAGUGGAGCAAAUACAAAGACGAACCAUGGUUUAUGUGGCUUAGCUAUGAAGACAUGAAAGAGGAUUCAAAGAAGGCUAUACGACAAAUUGCAGAUCAUAUUGGUCGAUCGUUAUCUGACGACCAAGUUGCCAAGGUAGCUGAAGUAACUGAUCUCAAGUUCAUGAAUGAAAACGCAUCAACCAUAAAAUCACGAGAACUCUUACUGAGGCCGGGAAAGGACUUAGUGAUCGAUGGUGACGUUGCCUGGAAAGAUGUAUUCACAAUUAACCAGAGCGAAACAUUCGACAAGCUAUACGAUGAGAAGAUGGAAGGAUACGAAUCACUGAAAUACAAAUACGAAUACAAGACAUUCGACCUCAGUGGCGAAUGAUAGUUGCGGGCUAGUAUUUUUAUUGAUGAGUCAAAUCGAUCUGACCUUAUCUCACAACAUGUCCACAUUUGUUAAUACGAAAAUAACAUACACAAUGAAAUUGUACACUAUCCAAUCUCAGUCUUUAGUCUGAUAUAAUACAUUUCUAUACAUGAUUGACAUU